Messenger RNA from Oryzias melastigma (Indian medaka), 5796 nucleotides. It is a transcript of the gene sbno1, whose product is annotated as strawberry notch homolog 1 (Drosophila). Gene Ontology annotation, cellular component: nucleus. The transcript has 34 exons. Lineage: Eukaryota; Metazoa; Chordata; Actinopteri; Beloniformes; Adrianichthyidae. The record is from RefSeq and is a predicted model, not a curated record. Gene Ontology annotation, biological process: regulation of DNA-templated transcription. Gene Ontology annotation, molecular function: chromatin DNA binding; histone binding. The coding region runs from base 355 to 4560 and encodes 1401 amino acids.
UGGUUAGGGUCACGUGACGUGGUAUUAGCUCGCUGACUCUGCUAUGUUUCUCGUUUCAGAAAAUGUUUUAGAAAUGCUUAGAUUCUCGUCUUUAUCGGUUUUUCGUCGUCGACGAGCGCGCCGCGGCUCCCCGAAAACCCCAAUCCAGCGACGCCGCCCGAGAAGCGCGACCGCGAAGUCGGCCUCGCUCGGCCUGCACGUCACGUGACCCGCACGCGGCGGAGCGUUUGAUAAAAAGAUGGCGUGAGCCGAGAGGACGACGAACCCCCCGAACUGCCGAGCGCGAGCCGCACACUGCGAGCCGCCGCGGCCCUUCGACCGCCAGGUUUACCAUUGAUCUCUGAGGACAUGUAAAUGCUGGAGUUCAUGAUGGAUCCAGGACAGGAUUUACUUCUUGCUGCUCUGAGUGAGAGCGGGAUCUGCCCCAACGAUCUGGGCUUGUUAGACGUGGAUCUUCAGGAUGGGACUCAGCCCUCCACAGCCCAGCAAUCCAUCUCCAUCAGUGCGCUGGAUGGCAGUGCUGGAGGAGACGUGGGGGAGGCCGCUCCCGCCGCCCUCCCCAUCGUUACCGUCAGGAAACCUCAGCCAUCAACCACCACGUUUGUCUUAAACCAGCUGAACCAGCUGCCGUCGUUGGGAGGCGCCGCGACCAAACCGUCUGCGGUCAACCCCAUCAAACACACCAUAACCGUCACCAAGGUGGUCCAUGUGGCCAACUCGGCUCUGCGAGGUUCUCCCACCCUCUCCUCCUCCUCCGUUCCUCCCUCCGCGUCCACCGUAGUGCCUUCUAGCAAAGAGCAGGUCCAGCUGAAAGACCUCCUCCGAACGGGGAACGUUAAGACGACCGUUCUGAAAGGCAACAGCCUGAUGGAGCUGAUGAAGCUCAAACCUCCACCAGACAUCGCUCCACCUGUGGCCACUGCAGCCGCCGCCAGUCCAGGGGAAACCAACAAUGGAAUCAAGAAAGAGGUUCUGGUCAAAGACGCUCCCAGGAUCUGGAUCAAAGAUGAAGCUAAGCUCCCCAGCUUCAUCCACUCUAUCAAACCUCCUGGGAUGAGAGAAGAGGAAGAACCCGAGGAGGAAGAGGAAGAUGAGCUCGGCCAUGCGGAGACGUAUGCGGAGUACAUGCCCAUGAAAUUGAAGAUCGGCCUGAGGCAUCCGGAUCCGGUGGUGGAGACCAGCUCUCUGUCCAGCGUGAACCCCCCAGACGUCUGGUACCGACUGUCCAUCCCGGAGGAGGUCAUCGACCGCGGCUGGCUGUCGGCGCUGCAGCUGGAGGCCAUCACCUACGCGGCUCAGCAACAUGAAACAUUCCUUCCCAGCGGCGACCGAGCCGCCUAUCUGAUCGGAGACGGAGCCGGCGUGGGGAAAGGCCGGACAAUCGCCGGGAUCAUUUAUGAGAACUACCUUCUGGGCAGGAAGAGAUCUCUGUGGUUUAGCGUCUCAAACGAUUUAAAGUACGACGCGGAGCGGGAUCUGAGGGACAUCGGAGCCAAGAACAUCCAGGUUCAUUCUCUGAACAAGUUCAAAUACGGCAAAAUCUCCUCCAAACACAACGGCAGCGUGAAGAAGGGCGUGAUCUUCGCCACGUACUCGUCUCUGAUCGGGGAGAGUCAGUCGGGCGGGAAGUACAAGACGCGCUUCCAGCAGCUGCUUCACUGGUGUGGCGAGGACUUCGACGGAGUCAUCGUCUACGACGAGUGUCACAAAGCCAAAAACGUCUGUCCCAUCGGGUCCUCCAAGCCGACCAAGACCGGGCUGGCGGUCCUGGAGCUGCAGAACAAACUCCCCAAAGCUCGGGUCGUGUACGCCAGUGCGACGGGCGCCUCCGAGCCGAGGAACAUGGCGUACAUGAACCGGCUGGGCAUAUGGGGCCACAAGACGCCGUUCAGAGAGUUCAGCAACUUCAUCCAGGCGGUGGAGCGCCGAGGUGUUGGCGCCAUGGAGAUCGUAGCGAUGGACAUGAAGCUGCGAGGAAUGUACAUCGCCAGGCAGCUGAGUUUCACCGGAGUGACCUUCAAGAUCGAGGAGGUUCCGCUGACUCAUCGCUACAUCGACAUGUACAACAAGUCUGUGCGGCUGUGGGUGCACGCGCGGGAGAAGUUCCAGCAGGCCGCCAACCUGAUGGACGCGGAGCAGCGCAUGAAGAAGUCCAUGUGGGGGCAGUUCUGGUCCGCCCACCAGAGGUUCUUCAAAUAUCUCUGCAUCGCCUCCAAAGUCCGCAGAGUCGUCCAGCUGGCCCGGGAGGAGGUCCAGAACGGGAAGUGUGUGGUGAUCGGCCUCCAGUCCACCGGAGAGGCCCGGACGCUGGAGGCUCUGGAGGAGGGAGGCGGAGAGCUCAACGACUUCGUGUCCACGGCGAAGGGCGUGUUGCAGUCCCUCAUCGAGAAGCACUUCCCCGCCCCAGACCGACAGAAGCUCUACAGCCUGCUGGGAAUCGACCUGUCGGCCAAGAAGACGCCGUCCCCCGCCGACGCCGCCGAGGAGCUGGAGAAGAAGGGGAAGAAGAGAAAAGGUUCAGAGGUGAAAAAGCAGCAGAAGAAGAAGCCCCGCCUCCACGGCGGCCUGUCCGGCACCAGCUCAGACGAGAGCGAGUCGGAGGAGUCUGGGAAAGACAGCGACGACAGCUUCAAGUCCGUCAGCUCGGCCGACGAAGACGACGACUUCAACCCGUUCAGAGACGAGUCCGACGAAGACGACGAGGACGACCCGUGGUUGAUCCGCAAGGAACCAAAGAAAAGGAAGGAGAAGAAGAAGAAGAAGAAGAGGAGGAAGAGCAUCGACCCAGACUCCAUUCAAAGUGCCUUGUUAGCCUCCGGGCUGGGCUCCACCAGACCCGCCUUCACGGCGCCCGUCAACCCCCCCAGCACACCUGCCACAGUCAAAGCGGAGAGUCCGGAAAGCUGCCUGACGAGUCAGGACGCGGUGGAGCACGCCCAGAAGAUGAAGCGGGACCUCCUGGAGGAGCUGGAGGAGGUGGCGGAGGAGCUGCCCCCCAACACUCUGGACGAGCUCAUCGACGAGCUGGGGGGCCCGGAAAACGUGGCCGAGAUGACCGGCCGGAAGGGGCGCGUGGUCAGCAACGGCGACGGCAGCAUCACCUACGAGUCCCGCUCCGAGCUGGACGUCCCGGUGGAGAUCCUCAACCUCACCGAGAAGCAGAGGUUCAUGGAUGGAGAGAAGAACAUCGCCAUCAUCUCCGAAGCCGCCAGCUCGGGAAUCUCCCUGCAGGCCGACCGGCGCGUGAAGAACCAGCGGCGGCGAGUCCACAUGACGCUGGAGCUGCCGUGGAGCGCCGACAGAGCCAUCCAGCAGUUCGGAAGAACCCACCGGUCCAACCAGGUCACGGCUCCGGAGUACGUCUUCCUCAUCUCGGAGCUGGCCGGAGAGCAGAGAUUUGCAUCCAUCGUCGCCAAACGACUGGAGAGCCUGGGGGCGCUCACGCAUGGAGACCGGCGAGCCACGGAGACGCGAGAUCUCAGCCGGUUCAACUUUGACAACAAGUACGGCAGAAACGCUCUGGAGAUCGUCAUGAAGUCCAUCGUGAAGCUGGACACCGCCCUGGUGCCGCCGCCCUCCGACUUCAAAGGGGAUUUCUUUAAAGAAAUCCAGAGCGGCCUGAUCGGCGUGGGGCUCAUCAGCGUGGAGGACAGAUCCGGCGCGCUCUCGCUCGACAAAGACUACAACAACAUCGGGAAGUUCCUGAACCGGAUCCUGGGCAUGGAGGUCCACCAGCAGAACGCUCUGUUCCAGUACUUCUCCGACACGCUGGCCGCCGUCAUCCAGGAAGCCAAGAAGAACGGGCGAUACGACAUGGGCAUUCUGGAUCUCGGCUCUGGUGACGAGAAGGUGAAGAAGAUCGACUGCAGGAAGUUCCUGACCCCGGGUUACACGGCGUCGGGUCACGUGGAGCUGCACACGGUCAGCGUGGAGCGAGGAAUGUCCUGGGAGGAUGCCACGCACGUCUGGGCUGAGCAGAACGGCUCGGACGACGGCUUCUACGUGCAGAUGAGGAACAACAAGAAGACGGCGAUCCUGGUGAAGGAGGUGAACCCCAAGAAGAGGCUGUUCCUGGUGUACCGGCCCAACACGGGUCGGCAGCUCAAGCUGGAGACCUACGCCGACAUCAAGAAGAAGUUCAAAAAGGUUCUGUCAGAAGACGCCAAGCAGCACUGGACCGACCAGUACACGCUGUCUGCAAAAAUCUGCUCCCACGCCUACUGGCGUGGAAACUGUAAGAAGGCGUCGGUGGGCCUGCAGUGCGAGGUGGGCCUCCGCUGCCGGUCCUACUACGUCCUGUGCGGCUCGGUGCUCAGCGUGUGGAACGAGCUGGAGGAGGUGCUGACGCCGGUGGGAGGAACCAACGUGAAGGUGCAGAUCGUGCGCCUCCGGACCGACGACGGGCAGAGGAUUGUGGGUCUGAUCAUUCCAGCGAACUGCGUCUCGCCGCUCAUCAACAAGCUGUCCACGUCGGACCAGAGCCAGCAGCUGGCGGUGCAGGAGCAGCAGAAGAGGCAGCAGCUCCACCCGCAGAGUCUGAGCCACGUCCUCAUCACGUAGUCCGCCGCCCCGGCCGCAGCUCCGCCCCUCUGGCGCAGCGAUGUCUCUGCAGGCCUCAGCUCUGCGGCCUCUCACCCCCCCAUCCUGGAGGGUCAUGGUCUGUGCAGAGAACUUCUGACCCUGACCUCCAGACGCCCUCGUCCUCCAGCUGGAGGCCGGCGCCGUUCUGACGUUCAGAGCGCCACAGACUCGUGGUUCCAGUUUCCGUUCAGGCCAGAGCCGGACGGAAACGAAUCCAGAACCACUGCGAGUAAACGCUCCGUUACAAUCCAUGUCAACACGUGAGCCCGCCCACCUGACAGGAAGUUAUCCCGCCCCGCUGCAGUAAAGGUCCCUGGAACUGUCCUGCUACUCCGCACAAACCCAAACAUCAUCAGUGGGUUCCGCCCCCAUCCUCUCGUUUUCAGUCUAGGUUUCAGUUUGUUGGAGGAGCGCCGCAGGAGCUUGUGGACCGUGCCUUCGUCUCCGUCUGUUCAGGGUUCCUGCAGUUCGGUCCGGAUCCUUGAGGUGGCGCCGCAGCAGACACUUAAGGGCAUUUUGUGUUUGAGACGUUCAUUUGAUGAAGACUGUAGGAGGAAACGUGUUCCAGUGAUGGAGAUUUUCUCCACAAAUGUAUAUUUUACUUUGUUUCUGUAUAUUUUUGCUCUGUUUCUGUUCAUUCUCGGCUCCACGCUCAAUCAGAAGUUCUGUGGCGAAUGUUUCCUGCACUCCGUGACCUUUCACCCCCAGGCUUUUAUUUGAGAACAAUCAUCCAGACUUUGGACGUGAAGAGCUCGAGUCGUUUUAGUUUGGAUCUGCUCAGGGUUCAGUCGGUACAAAGACCCAGAAUUCCUUCAGAGACUUCCUGUGGUGUGCACGUUCUGCUCGCGCCCUCACACGGCUUCAGCGCCAAACACCUCAUCAGGUUUGCACUAAAACGGGCAUCGAGUGUGGGGGGAGGGGUCUGUACGGCGCCGUAUUCAAAUGCAACCUCGACCUGCUACUCCGCUUUGCUGCCGUUUGUAUCAUUUGUACAGUUUGAAGUCGUCCCGACUGUCGUCUGUCUGAACCUGAAUGUGCACCUUGAUGGAAGCUGCUCCUCCUGCCUGCUGGGAUGUUGCAGCGCCGAGCGUCUCGCCGUGUUAAAAAAAGACUUCCGUUUGUCCCCGUGGAUGCACGCCACGCACUACUGACAGGACGUGUACAGAAAGCCCACAUGAACGAGUGCAACGCUCAAUAAAGCUUGAUAUACUUCUA